Punica granatum (pomegranate) is the source of this 1555-nucleotide messenger RNA. The record is from RefSeq and is a predicted model, not a curated record. NCBI's taxonomy places the organism in Eukaryota, Viridiplantae, Streptophyta, Magnoliopsida, Myrtales, Lythraceae.
UGCCACCCUCCAAGAGCUCAGCAGCUCUACCCUUCUGCCCCUCUUCUGCUUCCCUCUGUUUAUAGGUACUGAUCUGAUCAGAGAGUCAACUCUCUCUCGAGCAGCCACCAUUUCUUCUUCUCCCAAUUGCGAAUCUCCUAAUCUCAUUCCUCGUCACCUUCAGCAAUGGCUCAUUCCGCCUUCUCUCAGGUUGCUGUUUCGGUUCCUGUGGGCAGCGACUCGUCGUCCCUCAAGCAAUCCGUAUUUAAGGCACAAAGUAUAAGUUUCCAAGGCACAUCGUGGGCCCCUUUCUCAACUCUGAGCUCAAAAACAAGAAGCAAAAGAUUGAGCGAUCAGUAUGUAGUAUGCAUGUCCUUGCAACAAGCAAGUGUGCCCAAGGUAGCUGUUGCUCCAUUGGAACUCGAGGAUGCGAAAGAGCCCCCUCUCAAUCUGUACAAGCCGAAGGCGCCAUAUACGGCAACAAUUGUUUCUGUGGAGAGGCUCGUAGGACCCAAAGCUCCUGGGGAAGUCUGUCACAUUGUGAUCGAUCACGGCGGUAAUGUUCCCUAUUGGGAAGGGCAGAGUUACGGUGUUAUCCCCCCUGGUGAAAAUCCAAAGAAACCGGGGACACCUCACAAUGUAAGGCUCUAUUCAAUUGCCUCCACAAGGUAUGGAGACUCUUUUGAUGGCCAAACAGCCAGCCUUUGUGUCCGCCGUGCUCUUUACUAUGACCCUGAGACAGGAAAGGAAGAUCCCUCCAAGAGUGGUGUUUGCAGCAACUUCCUUUGCAACGCAAAGUCGGGUGACAAGGUGCAGAUUACAGGCCCAUCAGGCAAAAUAAUGCUAUUGCCCGAAGAUGACCCAAAUGCAACCCAUAUAAUGAUUGCCACUGGGACUGGAAUUGCUCCUUUCAGGGGCUAUCUGCGGCGAAUGUUUAUGGAGUCAGUUCCGACCUACAAGUUUGGUGGGCUCGCCUGGCUCUUCCUUGGGGUCGCCAACUCUGACAGCCUCCUUUAUGACGAGGAGUUCAAAAAGUACCUCAAGGACUAUCCCGACCAUUUCAGGUACAACACGGCGCUGAGCAGAGAGCAGAAGAACAAGAGUGGUGGGAAGAUGUACGUGCAGGACAAGAUCGAGGAGUACAGCGACGAGAUCUUCAGGCUACUUGAUAAUGGGGCACAUAUAUACUUUUGUGGGCUCAAGGGGAUGAUGCCAGGAAUCCAGGAUACGCUGAGGAAGGUUGCAGAGCUGAGAGGGGAGAGCUGGGACGAGAAGCUCUCGCAGCUCAAGAAGAACAAGCAGUGGCAUGUCGAGGUCUAUUAGUUGGUUUUGUGCUAUCCGAUGUUUGAGCUUAUUGAGCUGUGCGGGGUUGCUCCCCAUUGAUUUCGGGCAGGGGGAAGCCAUCUUUGUACCAUUGAAUAAUUUUAGGGGUUGAGUAAUUAAGAUUAUCAUUGGACGAGGAGGAGCAAUUCUUGCAUUUGUUCCUGAAUUGUACUGUCUCUGUUGGAGGUCAGCAACAACUAGUGUCCUCGUCGUGGGUAAAUUACACCAGAGUACAAAAUAUUUUGGAAAUGUA